Messenger RNA from Drosophila miranda, 1430 nucleotides. Its product is annotated as 27 kDa hemolymph protein. Bases 129 to 1088 code for a protein of 319 amino acids. The record is from RefSeq and is a predicted model, not a curated record. NCBI's taxonomy places the organism in Eukaryota, Metazoa, Arthropoda, Insecta, Diptera, Drosophilidae. The transcript is spliced from 2 exons.
CAAGUCGGAUUCAUUCACUCGCCGAAGCGCACUCGAAACGGGCACAGACGGGCUCCAAUCUCGAACCCAGAACCAGAACGCAGCCCCAGCCCCUAUCCGCGAUCAACGAUCCACGAUCCACUGCCAGCAUGAAACAGUACGCAUUGAUGGCCGUGUGCCUAAUGGCCGCCCUGGGCGCCAUCCUGCUCGAGGUCCAGGCCAGCCCCAGCCCCGCUGUAGCGACUCCCCAGCUGAGUCCCAGUCAGCUGGGCGGACUCUCGGCCCAGUUCCUGCCACCGGAAUACCGCAACACAAACAUCAGCGUGGAGGACCUCAAGCGGAUGUACCGGGAGAAGUGCAAGAAGGUGACGGGAGCGGAGAAUGCGACCUUCUACCAGGAGAUCGAGAAGGCGGCGGCCAAGAUGAGCGCCUGCAUCAGCGGCGUGGCCAAUCUGACUGCCCUCCAGGCGGAGAUGGAGGAGGCCAAGCCUUUGGGCGAGCUGGAUACCGUCUUCCACAAGUACUGCCUGCGGGCGCCCGAGGCUGAGGCGUGCGUCAAGGAGUUUAACGAGAAGAUGCAGGUGUGCCUUACCAGCGAGGAGAAGCGCCAGCAGGAGACGAUAGCGAGAAUUGGAGCAUCCCUCCUGGGCUUUGCCUGCUCGAGGGGUGGCGACCAGAUCGCUCUCUUCGUGGCCGAACAAGGUCCGGAGUGCCUGGAGGCCAACAAGGAUGCAAUCAGCAACUGCCUGAACCGCUCCUUCCACCAGUACAUCCCCAAGGACGGCCAAGUAGCCGACCUCAUGAGUCGCCCCGAGCUGCUCUUCUCGCCCACCCACUGCGUCGAUCUGCAGAGCUUCGAGGCCUGCGUCCUCCACCACCUGGAGCAGUGCUCCGAGAUCACCCCCGCCAAUGUCGUCCAGUCCAUCUUCCGCUUCGUGAAGAACGAGACGGACUGCCAGGCCUAUAUGGAGGCGCGCGCUAACGAGCGGCCCGUCCUCCUUGCCGCCCGCAGCAACAGCACUGGUGGCGGUGCCAGCGACCUCUCCACCUCCACCACCCUGCUGGGUUCCCUGGUUCUAGGCCUCACCUCCCUUCUUAUCCGCCACUGAGGAGCCAGAAUACCACCAUUAGCACCCCAUUCCCCUCCCGCUAUACAUAUCCGCGGACCGAUAAAGAAAUCUUUUAUAGUAUUUCGGCGAACUUCAACGUCAGCCCCUCCUUAGUGGUUAUAUUUUGUAUUUUUUUUAUUUGUUUCUGUUUGGUCAGUCAGCGAUUGCGAUAACGAUAGCGAUAAAGGGUGGCCGGAUAAUGGUUCCCAUGCAUAUGUGCUACCACUUUAUUAUGUAUUACUUUUUUUUUCUACCGUAGUGAGUAUUGAGAGUAUUGGUACCAUAUAAUUUAAUGUCUCCUAAGGAAUUGCUCAUAAUAAACGAGAGAUUACUGAAAACAGG